Messenger RNA from Equus quagga, 2318 nucleotides. It is a transcript of the gene RTP3, whose product is annotated as receptor transporter protein 3. The coding region runs from base 757 to 1641 and encodes 294 amino acids. The transcript is spliced from 5 exons. Gene Ontology annotation, molecular function: olfactory receptor binding. The record is from RefSeq and is a predicted model, not a curated record. Gene Ontology annotation, cellular component: cytoplasm. Gene Ontology annotation, biological process: protein targeting to membrane; detection of chemical stimulus involved in sensory perception of bitter taste; protein insertion into membrane. NCBI's taxonomy places the organism in Eukaryota, Metazoa, Chordata, Mammalia, Perissodactyla, Equidae.
CAGGCAGCCCUAGAUUGACUCCAUUAAAAACUCCCAUAAGCCUUGCUGCGUCUGCCUCAGCAUGGCGGGAGGGAGGGACACCUUGGCUGUGGGUCUGUUCCCUCUCCUGUGAUUGCUGACCAGGAUCUCCCCGGGCUUGCCUUCCCUUCAGCCGCCCAGCGUGGUCUCACCAUCACCAUGCAGUAGACUCACUUGGGAGGCCUUUAGAAGUGCUGAUGCCAGGACCAAUUCAGUGGGAGCUUCUGGGGCUGGGAGGAGCAGCGUCCCAGUGAGAAGAGAGAAGGCUGCUCUGACAAAUCUGAACAUCUAGCUAUCUUCAGCCCUGCCGAGCUUGCGUGUGUUCUCCUAAACCUUGACAUCCCCCCACCCCCACCCAGGAUUCUCUGGAAAAUCAGAAUGCAGAGUUUUCAAUUAGAAAAGUCUUACUAGAGCAAGAGGCUAAAGGGAACUUUUAUGUGACACAGAAACACUCGGCUAUCUGGGCGUCUUUCCAGAGCUCCUUGCACAAUUACUUUCAAGGAUGAGACCGGGCACGAGUGAGGAAGUCAAGAACACAGAGCAGGGACGCAGGAACUCGGGGGAGGUCCCAUCGCGGCCGUGUCCCUCUUCGUUCUCUCCUCCCCGAUCAUGAGCACAGCAGCCCAAUGGACAAGGAUUUUCAAAUGUUAGAAAGGAUGGGAAAAGACUGUGUUCCCGGUCAGAGAUCCGUCAGAGCCCGGGAGACCCGGACCCACCCGGCUCAGCAUAGCAGCAGCGAUGGGGCAGAACGAGGAGGUGUGGAAGCAGGUGUUUCAGGAAUUAAUUCAGGAGGUGAAACCGUGGCACAAAUGGACCCUGAGACUAGACGAGAGCCUUCUUCCCGGCAUUCAGAAGCGGGGGUGGACACAGUAUCAGCAGUGGGGCUUUGCCAGAUUCCAGUGCUCCUCGUGCUCCCGCACUUGGGCCUCUGCCCGAGUUCAGGUCCUUUUCCACAUGCACUGGAGUGAGGUGAAGUCCAGGGGCCGGGUGAAGAUGAGGGUCUUUGCCCAGAGAUGUCAGAAGUGCUCCCAGCCUCCGUUUGAGGUUCCCGAGUUCACGAAUGAGAACAUCUCAAGGAUCCUGAACAACCUGGUGGUCCGAAUUCUGAAGAAGUGCUAUGGAGAAGAAUUUAAGUUGACUGAAGAGAUUCCUAUGAUCCGAGAAAUCUCUCUUGAAGGGCCACAUGACAGUGACAACUGCGAGGCAUGUCUGCAGGGCUUCUGUGUUCAGCGGGGGUCAGGCAUGGCCGUGCAGUCGCCAGUGUAUCCACCACUUCUCACGAUAGGCUCACCUAUCUCCCUCAGCAUCACCACACACAAGCCUUCUCCCACAAGGAGUGGCCCCUCCGCGGAUGCAGCGAAGAAAGGAAAGGUAUUACCCAGCCCCUGGUUUUCUGCGCCCACCCCCUGGGUUUCUGCGCCCACACAGGCUGCGAGCUUCCCCACCUCCUGGAGCCCAGGAGCAAACCCAAACCGCCAGGAGAAGAGAGUCCAGGACUCCCUCUCAAGCGAGAUGUUCUAUCCCGACACAGCCCAGAGGCCUGCACACAGGGCCUUCGGCCUGUGCUGCUGUGUUCUCAUUCUAAUCAUCAUCAUCGUGACUGCUGUGACACUCACGAUCUGAGCCUCGAAUGCAUGAUGCCAAGCUAAAAAGUCAGAUAUACUAAGUCAUAUAUUGUGUGAUCCCAUUGAUAUGAAACAUUCAGAAUAGGUAAAUCCAGAGUUGGGAAGUAAACUGAUGGCUACCCAGGGGCUGGAGGGAGAGGGGAAUUAGGGAGCAACUAUGUAAUCUGUACAGGUUUUGCAGGGGGUGCGAUGAAAAUGUUUUGGCAUAAGAUAGAGGUGGUGGUUGCACAAUACUGUGAAUGCCCUAAAUGCCAUUGAAUUGUUCGCUUUAAAAUGGUUAACCAUGUGAAUUACACCUCGAUUUAAAAAAACAGCGCUGUAAUUUCGUUCGUUCUCUAGAAAACUGAGAGUGAAGCGUUUAUGACUUACAGAACGAUUUGGAAAUCCUAUGAAACCUGUGGGCCCUCUCACCGGAAAAUGUUGCACAGACCCUCGGAGGGCAGUCUGUGGAGGCAUUUGCAGUUGAAAGUAUUAGGCUGAAAACCCGGGUUCUAAAGCAGGGGUCUCCACAGCCACUGAGGGACGAGGCAGACCGUCCACUGAGGUGAGAGAGGCAUCCUUAGAGCUCCGUUUAAUUUUUCUUCAUACUUUACUAUUUCUUGUUGCGUGUUUUGUAACAUAUGCUAAUAUAUUAGUAGAAUGAUAUAAUGAUAUAAAUAAAUAAAUAUAUACCCA